Electrophorus electricus (electric eel) is the source of this 3674-nucleotide messenger RNA. RefSeq names its product tribbles pseudokinase 2 (gene trib2). The record is from RefSeq and is a predicted model, not a curated record. Gene Ontology annotation, cellular component: nucleus. NCBI's taxonomy places the organism in Eukaryota, Metazoa, Chordata, Actinopteri, Gymnotiformes, Gymnotidae. Gene Ontology annotation, biological process: regulation of MAP kinase activity; protein phosphorylation; positive regulation of proteasomal ubiquitin-dependent protein catabolic process. Gene Ontology annotation, molecular function: mitogen-activated protein kinase kinase binding; ATP binding; protein kinase activity.
CUCCUGCACUGGCGCACGGUGUGUAUGUGUGGCUGACUUCGUACUGAAUGGACUAGAUUCUCAGCCACGUAAGUAGUCACGCCACGGGAGAUGAUGUCUUGCUGAAUUAAGGGAUAGGCCUGGGAAGUUCGGCCAUCCCUUUUUUCCUCUAGCAUCCAAAUCGUCGCCAAAUUCAGCAAUCCCGCAAGAGGUUUUGGAAUAAAACGAAGUUUUCGCAGAGGACAUCGACUCCCGAAAAAAUUAAUAAAUACACAAAACAAAGGGCUUGCAAUCCGGAUGAUACCCUUGCCAUAUUUGGUAGAUGGCAAUGGCAACCAUAGCUGCAUGGAAAUGAUUUGUGGAAGAAGGCCGCUGAAUGAAAACGGAGCCCUCUCUCAGGAAAUCUGAUCCCGCUCACCGGUUAGCGAGUUAGCUGCAUUUCUGCUAGCGAGCACUUUUGGCAUUUAAUGUUGAUUUCCCACACUGGAAGAUCUUGCCUCUAUCCAGAACAUCCAGCAGCAUUUCUUCGAGUAUUUUGCACUCACUUGGCUAGCUACCUGCUUUACGCUCUAUUUAAAAGGGUCCUAUAGCUGGAUCACAGAAUUAAGUGGUUCGCUGAAAACAAAAUCGUCUUUAUAUCAAGCUUUAUAGCUCAGGCCUCCUAAUUCAUUGCAGAAAACAAGGUAACUUUUUGGUUGUUACGUUCGUCGUCUCCGAAAUUCAAGCCAAAAUAACGCUAACGUUGUUGCAGUACUGUUUUAGCUUUCAUGAUUGUCGGACUUCAUUUGAAUGGUACUGACAUUGUUCUGUUGGUAACAGAUUACAUGUACUUUGAAGUUGUUGCAGUCCAAUGGUAGGGUAUAAUAAACCUUUCUAAGCAGUACGUUUGAUAAAGGGAAUAUAGUUUCCUUUAUGCAUUUUGGAUUGCAAUAGUCUAGGCACAUUCUGGACGUACGUCUGUCUCAUCCCCAAGUUCAUUUUCCGCAGUUCAAUCGUCGACCCAUCUUCCUUAGGACAAAUCCCAUCUAACACUCAUGAACAUACAGAGGUCAAAUCCCAUUAACAUUUCACGUUAUGGGAGAUCAAGGCACAAAACGCACGAAUUUGAGGAGUUAUCUUGCCUAAGGACUACAGAAUCCAACCAGAGCUUUAGCCCCAAUUUAGGAAGCCCCAGCCCUCCAGAGACUCCGGACUCCUCGCACUGCAUUUCAUGCAUUGGAAAUUACCUUUUGUUGGAGCCGCUUGAGGGAGACCACGUUUUCAGGGCCGCCCACUUGCACAGUGGAGAAGAGCUGGUUUGCAAGGUAUUUGAUAUCAGUCGAUACCAGGAGUCCUUGGCAGCCUACUUUGUACUGGGCGCCCACCAAAACAUCAGCCAGAUUGUGGAAAUCCUCCUGGGGGACACACGGGCAUAUGUGUUCUUUGAGAGGAGCCAUGGAGACAUGCACUCGUUUGUCCGCACACGCAAGAAGCUGCGCGAGGAAGAGGCUGCCCGGCUCUUCUAUCAGAUAGCCUCUGCUGUGGCGCAUUGCCACGACAAUGGCCUGGUUCUCCGAGACCUCAAGCUGAGGAAAUUCGUCUUUAAGAAUGAGGAAAGGAGCCUCGUGAAGUUGGAGAGUUUGGAAGACACAUACCUCUUGGAAGGGAAUGAUGACUCUCUCUCGGACAAACACGGCUGUCCAGCCUACGUGAGCCCGGAGAUCCUCAAUGCUAGUGGCAGCUACUCGGGGAAGGCAGCUGACGUGUGGAGUCUGGGUGUCAUGCUGUACACCAUCCUCGUCGGCCGCUACCCGUUCCAUGACGUGGAGCCCGGGUCGCUCUUCAGCAAGAUCCGCCGCGGCCAGUUCAGCAUCCCUGAGACGCUGACACCCAAGGCACGCUGCCUGAUCCGCAGCGUGCUCCGGCGGGAGCCAGCAGAGCGCCUCACAUCCCGUGAGAUCCUGGAGCACCCCUGGUUCCUGGCUGCCACCAGCCAGGCUGGUGGGGCCCACAUCCGGGGGGAGCGUGACGCAGACCAGACAGUACCAGAGGCCAUUGUGGAGGAAGAGCUGGAGCAAUUCUUCAGCUGAGCAGCACAAAAACUAAAAACAAAACAAACAUUUUGCCACUUGUUUUAGAUGACAAAAGAAGUUAACAAGAUAAGACACCUUCCCAAUGAGUGUAUCUCCCAUUCUGUGGAGAAACCUGGCAAGAUCUGGCUUAAUGGUGUGGAACACCUUGAGCAAGAACUUCUAGGCAAUGCAAAUGUAAAUGUUCAGUAAUGUAGCAAGACUUAACUUUUAGUUUGAUGGGGGUUUUUUUGUUUUUGUUUUUGGUUUUUUUUUUAAGUGGUGCUCUUGGGGUGUACAAGUUGCAUUAAGCUACAAUAAACACAAUGGCACAGGAGACCUCAGCCAAGGAGAACAAACCCCACCAUGGGGCAGACUUCAACUACUCCUGUUCUGAGUUCUGAUUCAUCAAUGUGGACAGCAUAGUCAACACAUACUGAACUCCUAAAGCAUUUUUGUCACCUGUAUCUAUUUAUUAUGUGUUAUUUUUUUAAGUAUAUUACUUACACGAAUCUGCUCUUUCAUAGCCUUAUAGGCCAAUACUAUACAGUGUAUGUGCUGGCUAUCAGUAGAAUUACAAAAAUAAGUUUAUUUUUCAUCUUCAGGCAUAACCACCCCCCAUUGUGUAAUUAUGUUAAAUUGCAUAAUUUCUGUUAUUUGUGUAAAGCUGCAUUAAGGCAGCUCUUUUCGUUGCAUUAAGCUAUUCAUUUCACACUGUUCCUGCUUCUGUUCCUCUAUAACCUAAAAACCUUUCCCGAGCCUCCCAACAUGACGAGCACUUGACUUGCGAUGGCUAGGUGAACGGUCCAUUCCACCUCUCUAGCACCUGGCUCAUUUUCAUUUCCUUCUUCUGCAUAUAUUGAAAUUUCUUUUUUUUUUUUUUUUUUUUUUUUUUUUUUUUUUUUUAAUAUAUAUAAUUUAAAACAACUACUAUAUUUAAGAGAAUGCGUGCAGGUUUUCCCCCCCCACCUCCCAUUUUAGACUCGGGUUUCCAUAAAUAUUGUAGCCAAUACUUUUGACACAGGACAGUGUGGAUCUUGGCAUUAAACUGUCCCAAGGUUUAGACUAACCCAUCUAACUUUUGUGCCAGUAUUUGUGCCCCAUGCCGUCUGUGCUGAUAGUAUUCCCUUUUUUACAUUUUGACUCCACCACAGUUAAAGAAUAUUUCUAUGACCACACACUCUCCAGUACCUCAUGUUUAAUUUUUUUUACUGCCUGCGUAGGUUCUGUGAAAUGAUCAUGUUCUGAAUGGGUACAUGUGGACAUGUUUUUGUCGUAUAUCAAUGUUACUUGAACUUGUGAUAUCUAGUCGCAUGUGCCCUUUUUGAAUGCUAUAGCCUGCCGAGCAGGGGGGUGGGGAAGCUGUUUUAACGUUCUUUUCCUGAAGUAAAUUCUUGCUUACUUAAGCAUAGUUUUGUUUUUGUUUUUGGUAGAAUGAUCUACCCACUUACGUAGGUGCUGAUUAGGUGCUAAUGUUGAAGGAGGCAAGUCUUGUGUGUGUUUGUUUUUUUCUCUUUCUUUUCCCUUUUGUUUCCUUUUGAAGGGGGGGCAUGCAUGAUGGGAUAUCUGCCUCAGAUGCUCUGAUUGUAAUGUAACUGAUUUUGGUGUUUUGUCCAAAUUUAUUCAGUAAAUAAAUUGUGAACUGCA